GCGGUUUGCGCAUGCCCAAAACAUUGGUGCCUGAAAAAACGAAAACACCCAUCAGAACCUGGUACGUGACCAAAUUGAAGUGUUUCAGUUGGAUUUUUUACAAAACAUGGAAGAAAAAAUAUCAAAAAUUGUAAACUUCCUUACAAGCGGGGAAUAUCCACAAGGCUUUUCCAGAUCACAGAAACAAAACCUUAGAAGGCUGAGUGAAAAAUUCUCUGUGCAAGAUGGAAAGCUAUUUCAUAUUUCCAAUGGUAGAGAGCGCAAGGUGCUAACAACAGUACUGGAAACGCAAGACAUUUUCAAAGAGUGCCAUGUGUCUGCAGCAGGUGGCCACAACGGCAUUGUCAGAACCAGAGAAGCAAUAUCUGCACGAUUUUAUUGGCCAGGAAUGUCGAAAGACAUUGAGAAAAUGGUAGAACAAUGUGAAACAUGUCAGGAAGGUGGAAAAUCCAUUCGAAAUAAUCCAGAACUUGUCAAGGUAGAACAAUUAGAAAAAUUCCAAGAAGACAGAAAUUUUCUUCAAACUGGCACAGAUAUGCAGAGUGCUGAGCAACCUGUUCACUUCAUGAAUCCAGGACCACAUCUUCCCAUAACAUUACAUAGGAGCAUUCUGAGGAUGGGAGAGGAACCUGCAAUUAGUCGCUGUACGACUUGCUGUAAACUGUUUCAUUGCCCUUUCUGCAACAUGAAUAAGUUUAAACCAACUACAGAAAAGCAUGUGAAGAAGCACAUAGACAUACAUUUUAAAAAGGCAUUAUGCUUUGAGGACUUUGUUAUUUUUACAUGCCGCUUGGGUUGUCGAGAUGCUGGUCACUUCCACUGUAUUUUUUGUGCAAAGACAACUUUGAGGAAAAAGACUGCUUUGAUCCAUCUUUCUAUUUGCAAAAAGCGCCUGGUACAAACCUUGGCCAAGUCUGCUGACUGUAUUCCAAAAGUUUCACCUUUGGAGAGCAUGAAGAUAGAAUCUCCAGAGGACCUCUCACUGCCGCCCAUACCAGAGACAGACUACCCUGUUCACAUGGUGGAGGCAGACUGGUCUGACUGCAGAACAGAAAAAGAACCUUCUCCCCAAUUCCAGAUCAUGCUUGUUCCUGGCUUGUCGGCUUUAUUGCACAGGCAAUACAGCCUUUCCAUUUCCUCGGAUUUGUUCCGCACUCAGUGCUUCAUCGGGGGACGCUGGGUGUCCGCUCCUUCUUCCUUCACUGUUCUGGACCCGGCAACCGGCACUGAGAUAGCUCAUGUCUCGGACUGCGGUCCUGGCGAAGCCGAAGAAGCCAUCGGUGCUGCUCACACGGCCUUUCAGUCAUGGAAACAGCACUCGGCGAAGGAAAGAAGCGUUCUGCUAAGAAAUUGGUAUGACUUGUUAAUACAAAAUAAAGAGGAUCUUGCCAAGCUCAUAACUGCGGAGUGUGGAAAGCCAAUGAAGGAGGCCUUAGGUGAAGUGGUGUACUCUGCCUCUUUUCUGGAGUGGUUUUCUGAAGAAGCCCGGCGUGUCUAUGGAGACAUCGUCCCCUCUUCAGCAAAGAACCGCAAAAUUCUCGUGCUCAAACAGCCGGUGGGAGUAUGUUCAAUCAUAACUCCGUGGAAUUUCCCCAGUGCCAUGAUCACGCGGAAGGUGGGCGCAGCGCUGGCGGCAGGCUGCACAGUGGUGGUGAAGCCAGCCGAGGACACCCCACUUUCUGCCCUCGCCCUGGCUGAGCUGGCUGCGAGGGCAGGGAUACCUGCAGGAGUGUUCAAUGUGGUCCCCUGCUCCAGAGAGAAGACCCCCACAGUGGGGGAGGUCCUGUGCACUGAUCCUCGGGUGGGAAAGAUCUCUUUCACUGGCUCCACGGCCACUGGAAAGAUCCUUCUGAGGCAUGCAGCUGGAACAGUGAAGAGAGUAUCUAUGGAACUGGGUGGCCUUGCCCCCUUCAUCGUGUUUGAUAGUGCCGAUUUAGACCAGGCUGUGGCUGGAGCGAUUGUCUCAAAGUUCAGAAAUUCCGGGCAGACCUGUGUGUGCUCCAACCAAUUCCUGGUGCAGAGUAAGAUCCAUGAUGAGUUUUUGGAAAAGCUGGGGAGGGCCAUGGACAGAGAGCUCCGACUGGGACAUGGAUUUGAGGAGCAGACCACACAGGGACCACUCAUCAAUGUCCGGGCAGCUGAGAAGGUGGAGAAACAGAUUGAGGAUGCUGUGACUCAUGGGGCACGUGUGCUGAGAGGAGGGAAGCGUUUGGAAGGCUCCUUCAUGGAGCCCACUCUGCUGUCCAGCGUCACCACGGACAUGCUGUGUGUCAAAGAGGAGACGUUUGGGCCCCUUGUUCCUGUCAUCAAGUUUAACACUGAAGAAGAAGCAAUCACAAUCGCUAAUUCCGCCUCUGUAGGUUUAGCAGGUUACUUCUACUCCAGAGACAUCAGUCAGAUCUGGCGGGUGGCGGAGCACUUGGAAGUGGGUAUGGUGGGGGUGAACGAGGGCCUGUUAUCAGCCCCAGAAGCCCCAUUCGGUGGAGUCAAACAGUCUGGCCUGGGGAGAGAAGGAUCCAAGUAUGGAAUUGACGAGUAUAUGGAUGUUAAGUACAUGUGCUUCGGUGGGCUGUCUGCUUAAAUACUACUGUCAAGCCAGGUAUUUCCCAUGCUGUCUGAUCAAGCAUUCCAUAACCGUUAACCUACGUUUUUAGAAAGGAAUUCUAUCAGCAUCCUAUCAGCAGACAGAGGUGGGAAUCUUCAUAGAGAUGUUUCUGUAUUGGUCUGACUCUGUAAACAGUAAUUUGUGAAGAGAAGCUUUGUAAUAUUUACACAAAAUCACAGGGGGUAUAAGGGAAUGUGCACUUUUUAAUUUAGCACAUUCAGAUGUUUAUAGCCUUUCAUCUUAUAUUAUUGGCAUUAAAAAUAACUUUCCUAUUGCACCAGAAAUUCUGAAGACUACUGAUACAAUAUUCAAAUAAAAAAGCCAGAGAGGAUGCUUUGCUUCUUUCUGUACAGCUGAGGUUUAGAAUGUUUUGUAUUAUUUAAUUUAAUGCAUUUAGCACUGUUGUACCUUGGUCUCUGGAAAAGGUGUUCCAUUGCUUAGUCAAUGGAAUUCGAAUUGAUCAUUGUGGAAAGUAAAGAGUAGUGAUAAUUAAGUUAUAAAACAAGAAUCUGAGACAAUUGCCUUCAAAUGCAGUAUGCUUUACAACACAAGUACAAUGUCAGAAAGAAAAACCAUAAGGGAUGGUUCCUUUGAAAGCUGUUUCCCUGAAAGCACACAGGAUCUGCGACUAUAACACUAUGAUCGGAGUAGUGUCAAACAUUAUAAUUGUUCACCUGGCUCAUGAGCUCAUCACCCAGUGCACUACAGACAUUAAGGUUUUAGGGAUUAUUAGGGAAGAUAAUAGCAAUUGGGCUUGUCAGCACACUUGCAAACAUCCUAUAGUUUUUUGAUGGUUAUAGGCUGUUACCUUAGUGGGACACGAUAUGAGCGUGGUUUUGUAGUUGCCCCUUUCUUCCUUAUAAGCAUGUGAGCAAGUGGAAUCGAAAAGGCAGGACAGCAGGGCUGCAAGCUCACACUUUAUCGACCUUAAUAAAUAACAGGUGUUUGCUAGUCACUGAGAGAGACUGACAGAGAACAGGAGAGUGUGUCCCAGCUGCAACGCAGAAUGCUAUAGUUCCUCCAACUGUUGGGGUACCUUAGAGUCCAGGGGUGGACUGGCAGUCUUCUCUGGCUUUGAGCAUGAUGAGGGACCCUGCAGAGGGUGGGACAGCAAAGGGCGACUCAUCCACAAUAACAGCCCUGUGGGAGUCUGGCGUGGUCUCGUCUGCAGUUGCGAUUUCUGAGAAAAGCAGUUGGGGGUGCCUCGUUCUCAAGGAGGGGGAAUUGAGCUGUGAGAAUGCAAUUCCCUCUUUCCUCUUAUGGCUGCUUGUUCUUGAUAGGGAGCUAUCUGGUAUCAGUGGAGUACAACAAAAUGGUCCCAUGGCAAUUGGCAGAGACAGUAGCUGGCCUCACUCUCUAUCUCAAUAGUGAAAGGCCCAAUCCACGUCUGUCCGUAAACCCAGACUUUCAGUCCUCAGUCUUGAGGACCCUUGUGGCAUUACAGCCGUCUUCCACACCUUGUGUGAUGUACUGUAUCCCCAGUAGAAGGAUAGGGGGAGUCAGUGGAGGGUCUUGGUAAUUAAUUAAAGGUAUUUUUGUAGCCAAAGGCUUGGCUAGAACAAACCUAGCAGUUGUAUAGUCCUCCGCAUCCAGGAUAAGGACCCUCUGUUCUAGAAGCUUCAAGAAUGCCUCUUAGGAAAGGCUUGGUGUGACACAGAGAUCACUUGAAAACGUGGAUGUAGAAGAAGUGUUCAACAACCAAGAUAAAUUUAAGUUUGUAGUACAGUAUUUAACUUACAGAAUAUACAUUUUAAGUUGGUAUUAAAUUCCAGAAUUGCAGAAAAUAAUGCAGCUUACUAUUUUUAAUGUGUUUAUUUUAUUAAAUAUAUUUUAGUUAAAUUGAGCAUUAAGACUCUUGGCAUGAUCUGUUCACCUCUUCAUAUACAUGUAGUUGUUUUCUAACAGUCUUCUUGUGGUAUAGUGAAAAACAGCUUGAAGUAUAACAGUUCCAGAUAUUGUAAGAAAUUAGGGUUUACUCUUAAGAUUUAGAUAUGAAAACCCUAAGAAACCCUUCCUGACGUGUCUCCCAUUACUGUAAAACCUUCCUUAAAAUUAAUUAGAGCAAAGACUUUAUCUGCAAAUUAAAAAUAGAAACUGCUUUCUAAAUUGCCAAGAUUGAGUAUCACUGUUGCUACAUCCAGGUCUAACACUGUGUCUGUCAGCAAUAUUGUUCUUAGUUAUAAAGAGUUUUAUUGUAUAAAGUAAAUUUGUAUUUGUUGUAUAUAUUUAAUGUGGAGUAAUAAUAAAAAACAGUCCCAAGAUUA
Molecule: messenger RNA, 4869 nt
Organism: Lepisosteus oculatus (spotted gar)
Lineage: Eukaryota; Metazoa; Chordata; Actinopteri; Semionotiformes; Lepisosteidae
Source: RefSeq, a predicted model, not a curated record